GCAGUACCGCCGCCCCGACCGGACGCCACUGGGCCCGCGCCCGAUGGGCUCGCACUCCCCGCCGUACGCGAGCGGCCUGUGCAUCGUCGUGCCCCGCGCGACGGCGUGCGACGACGGCUCUGCAAGCUACGACGCCGCCGCGGUGUCGCUCGCGCUGCUCGAUCUCGACCCGGAGGUGCGCCGCAAGCGCGAGGAGGUGCGGCGGUGGCUCGGCGGCACGGCGCUCGCAGGGACCCCCGACCGCCCGCUGUCCUACGCCGGCACGUCCCCCGGGGACGAGCUCGUCGCGGAGAGUGCACCCGAGGACGCGUCCGUGCCGCGCAGCUCGUCCGACGACUCGCGCGAGGAGGAGCCCGAGCCUGCCGUGCCGUUCACGCCGUCGUCCGCCUGGACGCACCAGCCGCCCGGUAUCGCAGUGGGCAAGGAGAUCAAGCUCGCGGCGGUAACGGCGGCGGCGGCGCCGCCCCCCGCGCUCGAGCCGCCGUUUGACUAUGACAAUGCUGCCGCCGCCGCCCAGCGGAUCUCGAUCGAGCGGUCGGCGUUCGAUUCGGACACGGAGGACGAGGAGGACGCGAGGCUGGGUGAGAUCCGGAUCAGCAAGUUCAGCCGGUUGCGGAAGGCGUUGAGGAAUUCGAUGUCGGUGCCCAACAUCGCCGCCCGGCGCUCACUGAUCGAUGGGACGACGGAGACACCGCUCGUGGGGACAUCGCCCGAGUCGGUGUCCGCGCUCCGUGCGCGGCAGACGACAGGGUCCACAACCUCGCUGCCGCGGAAUCCGUACGUGCUGAAGCUCGCAACGGACGCGGCGGCGCUGAGCCCCGUGCCGUCGAGCGCCGCCAACAGCCCCGGGAGCCAGGUCGACGGGGAUGCGCCGCGGUCACCGUCGACGCCCGCGACGCCCGCUUCCCCAAAGGCGCGGGAGACCCGGUCGUUCAUCUUCGAGAUGUCGAAAACGUCCCUGCUGCUCGAGGCGCCACCGCCGCCACCACCGCUGCCGCCGCUGCCUAACGUGUCGCGGUGCCACGGCCCGCCACCAAACCUGCCGCUGCCGCCUACGCCCCUGUUCGCGAGCACGCCGUCGCUGCCGCUCGCGCGGCCCGCGCUGGGCGAUAGUAGCGGCAACGGCAAUUCGUUCGCACCCCGCUGGCGCGAAGACGUGGACGCACACGACCGCCUGACCGUCGUCGACCCCGACAUGAGCAUGGCGCGGCUGCAGGAGACCAUGGCGAAGCUCGAGGCGUACGCUCCGCGUGCCGGCGCCACCGACGCAGACGUGUCUCCCUCUCCCGGCAACCCCGCGAAACCACUGCCGCAGCCUGUCGCCACGGGAAGUAAGCGGCGGGCUGGCGGCAAGCAGCCGACCGAGCCGGGCGUCGUGGGCGGGGGCGUGCGGGGUGUCAUCGUCCUCGCCGUCGAGCCGUCGCCGACGCCCGUGCGCCGUCCGCCCAGCACCGAACGCCGCGGCAGUAGCAGCCGUCGCCCGCCAGCCGUUCCGCCGAAGCCUGAGAAGAACGUCCCAACAGGCAGCAACGGGCUCGCGCGGCGCCCGAGUGUGCCGAUGCUGCCGCUCUUCGACUUUGAGCGCCCCGGCGAGCACCACGGGCUUGACCUCCAGGGGCUGCCGCUGCGCAGCACGUCGCUGCAGAGCGUGCACACCGCUGGCAGCAGCAGCAGUGGUGCGGAGGGCGUCGUACAGGCGUCUGCCGUCGCAGAAGAAACGUUCACGCCCCAGCGGCGGCAGCAGCAGCCUGCGACGCCGCCCGCCCGCGCCCCCGCAGAGCAGUCGCACUUCUCGCCCGAGUCGCCGCAACAACAGCAACAGCAGGCAUGGCGGGCGCGUGGGUGGCGGAUGCGGCGCUUGCUCGGUGUGCGGACGGAGCUCAUUCGCGGGCUGCGCGGGUCGUUUGUUUCGUGACACGGACGCACGGACGCUCUUUCUUCUUGGGUGCUUGACUCGAGGCCGGUUUUUCGCUUGAGGGGCCUCUGGCCAACAGUGCCUCCUUUUUUUUUGACGUCUUGCGACGUUUUACCUGCAUGUAUUUUCACGACGCUUGUGUUUUCGCGCUCUCGGUUUUGUUCGGAUAGUAUUUAGUUGAAUCGUGUUAGUCCUGUGUUGUUUUGUUUGUGCAACCGUCGAUUUGUCAGGCGUUAUACCUCCCUCUCCCCCCUCCUUU
Phanerochaete carnosa HHB-10118-sp is the source of this 2174-nucleotide messenger RNA. RefSeq lists its product as uncharacterized. Gene Ontology annotation, biological process: actin filament polymerization. Gene Ontology annotation, cellular component: actin filament; cytoplasm. The transcript has a single exon. The coding region runs from base 44 to 1915 and encodes 623 amino acids. The record is from RefSeq and is a predicted model, not a curated record. Lineage: Eukaryota; Fungi; Basidiomycota; Agaricomycetes; Polyporales; Phanerochaetaceae. Gene Ontology annotation, molecular function: actin binding; microtubule binding.